Messenger RNA from Chinchilla lanigera (long-tailed chinchilla), 1196 nucleotides. RefSeq names its product anaphase promoting complex subunit 10 (gene Anapc10). Lineage: Eukaryota; Metazoa; Chordata; Mammalia; Rodentia; Chinchillidae. The coding region runs from base 139 to 696 and encodes 185 amino acids. The transcript is spliced from 5 exons. The record is from RefSeq and is a predicted model, not a curated record. Gene Ontology annotation, cellular component: anaphase-promoting complex. Gene Ontology annotation, biological process: protein K11-linked ubiquitination; anaphase-promoting complex-dependent catabolic process.
CAGGGAAGCCAGGUUGUGCUAAGGAGCUGAGUGGGAGUGGCGCGGAACUGCGGAGGCCGGGGAGUACCUGAGACGCAGUGGAAGCUGUAAGUGCGCUUUCCUCCAACAUAGAGAGGGCCCCCCAUAAAUAUUUUAAAAAUGACCACACCAAACAAGACACCUCCUGGUGCUGACCCUAAGCAGUUGGAAAGAACUGGAACAGUAAGAGAAAUUGGGUCACAAGCUGUUUGGUCGCUGUCAUCUUGCAAACCAGGAUUUGGAGUGGAUCAGUUACGAGAUGACAAUCUAGAAACUUAUUGGCAAUCAGAUGGCUCCCAGCCUCAUUUAGUGAAUAUUCAGUUCAGAAGAAAAACGACAGUGAAGACAUUAUGUAUUUAUGCAGACUACAAGUCUGAUGAAAGCUACACGCCAAGCAAGAUCUCAGUCAGAGUAGGAAAUAAUUUUCAUAAUCUUCAAGAAAUUCGGCAACUUGAAUUGGUGGAACCAAGUGGCUGGAUUCACGUUCCCUUAACUGAUAACCACAAGAAGCCAACUCGCACAUUUAUGAUACAGAUUGCUGUUCUAGCCAAUCACCAAAAUGGAAGAGACACCCACAUGAGACAGAUUAAAAUAUACACACCAGUGGAAGAGAGCUCUAUUGGUAAAUUUCCUAGGUGUACAACUAUUGAUUUUAUGAUGUAUCGUUCAAUAAGGUGAUUUUAAAAUGGAGUAAAAGUGAUUAAACCUGUUGUUUUGACAUGUCAUUACAUAUUGAUAUAAUCCCAUGUAGGUAUCUUUAUUGAAAAAAAUCAGUUAGUUUUCAGUUUUACAUAUGUUUAAAAGUAUUUUACUUUAAUAAAUACAUCAGUUUUGGAUCAUAUUGUCUCUACUUUCUUUAAUAUAUGGUAAAACUCACACAUUUUAUAUUACUAAAAGAAAUUGCAAGCCACUCAUAUUUUCUUGUAUUAAAAGAAAACUAGCUGAACUGAAAAUUUCAAGCUACACACAGAGCUUUAUUUUUUUCAGUUUUUAUUUUUUAUAGGUACGUGUUUGUAGCACAUAAUUACUGACAUAUGUGCAUAAGACAUCUUUAUUCUUUUCUUUAUCCCCUCCCCUUCACCUACACUGCCCCCUGCCCAUCUCGUGACCCCUUUUCCUUUUGCAAAAGAUCUGUUUUCCUUUUUUGUAUUAUCUGUCUUUUAUUUUAUUUGCUCUUU